AUGAGGGUUUGUGACAGAGGUGUACAGAUGUUAAUCACUACUGUGGGGGCCUUUGCAGCUUUUAGUCUGAUGACCAUAGCUGUGGGGACAGAUUACUGGCUCUAUUCCAGAGGUGUCUGCAAGGCCAAGUCUACUAAUGACAAUGAAACCAGUAAGAAGAAUGAAGAUGUGAUGACCCACUCAGGGCUUUGGAGGACCUGCUGCCUUGAAGGAGCUUUCCGAGGGAUAUGCAAGAAAAUUGAUCAUUUCCCGGAGGAUGCAGAUUAUGAACAGGACACCGCUGAGUAUUUGCUACGUGCUGUUCGGGCGUCUAGUAUCUUCCCAAUCCUCAGUGUGGGCCUUCUGUUCUUUGGGGGUCUUUGUGUUGCAGCCAGUGAAUUUAAUAAAAACAGACACAAUGUUAUCCUGAGUGCAGGAAUCUUCUUUGUCUCUGCAGGCUUAAGCAACAUUAUAGGAAUUAUUGUCUAUAUUUCAGCCAAUGCUGGUGAUCCAGGCCAGAGUGAUUCCAAAAAAAGCAAUUAUUCCUAUGGUUGGUCCUUUUACUUUGGGGCUUUGUCUUUCAUCAUUGCUGAGAUGGUCGGUGUCCUCGCUGUGCAUAUGUUUAUAGAAAAGCACAGACAAAUUCGAGCUAAAUCCCAUUCUGACCUCUUUAAAAAAACGGCCUUUUCACGUAUACCCAGCUACCGAUACCGAUUUCGUAGGCGCUCCAGUUCCCGUUCUACUGAGCCUCGAUCUAGAGAUCCUUCUCCUGUUGGAAAAACCUUCAAUGCCAUUCCCACUAGUGAUAUAUCCCUGUAUACAUUGACCUCUCGUGACCCUACCAAGAUGACUGUGGGCACUCUGCUAAACUCUGAGAGGGAACAUAACUUUCUACAAGUCCACAAUUCUAUCCCUAAGGAUUACAAAGAGUCUUUACACAACAAUCCUUCCAACAGACGCACUACACCUGUUUGA
This is a messenger RNA of Bombina bombina (fire-bellied toad), 954 nucleotides long. RefSeq names its product calcium voltage-gated channel auxiliary subunit gamma 3 (gene CACNG3). The record is from RefSeq and is a predicted model, not a curated record. NCBI's taxonomy places the organism in Eukaryota, Metazoa, Chordata, Amphibia, Anura, Bombinatoridae. Gene Ontology annotation, molecular function: channel regulator activity; voltage-gated calcium channel activity. Gene Ontology annotation, biological process: transmission of nerve impulse; calcium ion transport; neurotransmitter receptor internalization. Gene Ontology annotation, cellular component: postsynaptic density membrane; AMPA glutamate receptor complex. The transcript has 4 exons. The coding region runs from base 1 to 954 and encodes 317 amino acids.